Molecule: messenger RNA, 14380 nt
Organism: Nothobranchius furzeri (turquoise killifish)
Lineage: Eukaryota; Metazoa; Chordata; Actinopteri; Cyprinodontiformes; Nothobranchiidae
Gene: dync1h1
Product: dynein, cytoplasmic 1, heavy chain 1
Biological process (GO): microtubule-based movement
Cellular component (GO): axonemal dynein complex
Molecular function (GO): ATP hydrolysis activity; ATP binding; dynein intermediate chain binding
Source: RefSeq, a predicted model, not a curated record
CUGCGGCGACUUGACUGCGGUGGACAGCUAGCUGUAGGCUUGUCAAACCGGCGUCGUUAGCUUUGUUUCCUUUGUUCGUUUCCACUCAGCAUUUAACUGGUGUUGACUUAAAAAGUAAAAAUGUCCGACGGCGGGGGCACGGAGGAAGGCUCCGGCACCAUUGAGGUGUCGGCCGUACAGACGGUGGCGGAUGCCUCGGUGCUGCAGAAGCACCUUCGGAAGCUGGUACCGCUGCUGUUGGAAGAUGGCGGCGAGGCCACGGCGUCACUGGAAACCGCCUUGGAGGAGAAGAGCUCCGUGGAGCAGAUGAGGAAGUUUUUGGCCGAUCCACAGAUUCACACAAUCUUGGUGGAGAGAAGAAGUGCUCUGAAAGAGGAUGUCGGAGACGAAGGAGAGGAGGAGAAGGAGUGCAUCACCUACAACAUCAGCAUCGAUAUACACUAUGGGAUCAAAUCAAACAGCUUGGCUUUGAUCAAGAGGACAGGCGUCAUUGAUGCAGACAAGCCCAUAUCCACUCAAGUCCGAGUGUUAACCCUGAGCGAGGACUCCCCCUAUGAGACCCUCCACUCUUUCAUCAGCAACGCUGUUGCUCCUUUCUUCAAAUCCUACAUCCGCGAGUCUGGCAAAGCAGAUCGAGAUGGGGAUAAGAUGGCUCCUUCUGUUGAGAAAAAGAUUGCGGAGCUGGAGAUGGGCCUGCUCCACCUCCAGCAGAACAUCGAGAUCCCGGAGAUCAGCCUGCUCAUCCAUCCCAUCAUCACAAACAUCGCCAAGCAGUGCUACGAGCGAGCGGAGAAGCCAAAGGUCACAGACUUUGGGGACAAAGUGGAAGACCCCACCUUCCUGAACCAGCUGCAGUCUGGAGUGAACCGCUGGAUCAGGGAAAUCCAAAAGGUCACGAAGCUUGAUCGGGAUCCAGCCUCGGGGACCGCCUUGCAGGAGAUCAGUUUUUGGCUGAAUCUGGAGCGAGCUCUCAACAGAAUCCAGGAGAAGAGGGAAAGCCCUGAGGUCCUGCUGACUCUGGACAUCCUCAAACACGGCAAACGUUUCCACGCUACUGUCAGCUUCGACACGGACACAGGUCUGAAACAGGCGGUGGAAACCGUAAACGACUACAAUCCUCUGAUGAAAGACUUCCCACUUAAUGACCUGCUCUCUGCCUCUGAGCUUGAUAAGAUCCGCCAAGCCCUCAUAGCCAUUUUUACCCACCUGAAAAAGAUUAGAAACACCAAGUAUCCUAUCCAGAGGGCACUGCGUCUCGUGGAAGCCAUCUCCAGGGACUUGAGCUCCCAACUCCUGAAGGUGCUGGGUACCAGGAAGCUCAUGCAUGUUGCGUACGAGGAAUUUGAAAAGGUCAUGGUGGCUUGCUUCGAGGUGUUCCAGACCUGGGAGGAUGAAUACGAGAAGCUGCAGGUGCUUCUGAGAGACAUUGUGAAGAGGAAGAGGGAGGAGAACCUGAAGAUGGUGUGGCGUCUGAGCCCCGCCCACAGGAAGCUCCAGUCCAGACUGGACCACAUGAGGCGUUUCAGGAGACAGCACGAGCAGCUGAGGGCCGUCAUCGUCCGCGUGCUCAGGCCUCAGGUUUCUGCGGUGCCACAGCACGCCGCAGGAGAGCCCGUCGAGCCAGAAGACAUGAAGGUUGCCGGCGUUCUCUUUGAUGCUGCCGAUGCGAACGCCAUUGAAGAGGUCAACCUUGCAUACGAGAACGUCAAGGAGGUCGACGGCCUGGAUGUGUCUAAGGAAGGCGUGGAAGCCUGGGAAGCUGCCAUGAAGCGCUACGAUGAGCGCAUCGACCGCGUGGAGACCCGCAUCACCGCCCGCCUGCGUGAUCAGCUGGGAACCGCCAAGAACGCCAACGAGAUGUUCCGCAUCUUCUCCCGCUUCAACGCGCUCUUCGUGCGCCCCCACAUCCGAGGCGCCAUCCGGGAGUACCAGACGCAGCUUAUUCAGCGCGUGAAGGAUGACAUCGAGUCCCUGCACGACAAGUUUAAGGUCCAGUAUCCUCAAAGCCAGGCCUGCAAGAUGAGUCACGUUCGAGAUUUGCCUCCUGUGUCCGGCUCCAUCAUCUGGGCCAAGCAGAUCGACCGUCAGCUGACUGCGUACAUGAAGAGGGUGGAGGACGUUCUGGGAAAAGGCUGGGAGAACCACGUGGAAGGGCUGAAGCUGAAGCAGGAUGGGGAUAGCUUCAGAGCGAAGCUGAACACCCAAGAGAUAUUUGAUGAUUGGGCUCGCAAGGUGCAGCAGCGUAACCUGGGUGUGUCCGGGCGGAUCUUCACCAUCGAGACCACCCGUGCCCGUGGAAGGACGGGAAACAUGCUGAAGCUCAAGGUCAACUUCCUCCCGGAGAUUAUCACUUUAUCCAAAGAGGUCCGUAACCUGAAGUGGCUGAGCUUCCGCGUUCCUCUGGCCAUCGUCAACAAAGCCCACCAGGCCAAUCAGCUGUACCCGUUCGCCAUUUCCCUGAUUGAGAGCGUGCGCACCUACGAGCGCACCUGUGAGAAGGUGGAGGAGAGGUCCUCCAUCUCCCUGCUGGUGGCCGGGCUUAAAAAGGAAGUGCAGGCUCUCGUCACAGAGGGCAUCACUCUGGUGUGGGAGUCCUACAAGCUGGACCCAUACGUCCAACGGCUGGCAGAAACCGUCUUCAACUUCCAAGAAAAGGUCGAUGACCUCCUGUUGAUCGAAGAGAAAAUAGAUCUGGAGGUUCGCUCUCUUGAGACGUGCAUGUUCGACAACAAGACCUUCUCAGACAUCCUCAGCCGUGUCCAGAAAGCUGUGGACGACCUGAAUCUGCACUCCUAUUCCAACUUACCCAUUUGGGUCAAUAAGCUCGACAUCGAGAUCGAACGCAUCCUGGGAGUGCGUCUUCAGGCUGGUCUGAAGGCCUGGACGCAGGUGCUCCGGGGACAGGUGGAGGACAGGGCUGAUGUGGACAUGGACACCGAGGCUCCACAAGCUGGUCACAAACCUGGAGGAGAGCCCAAGAUCAAAAACAUCAUCCACGAGCUGAGGAUUACCAACCAGGUGAUCUACCUGAAUCCUCCUAUCGAAGACUGCCGCUACAAGCUCUACCAGGAGAUGUUUGCCUGGAAGAACAUCAUCCUCUCCCUGUCCAGGAUCCAGAGUCAGAGAUACCAGGUGGGCGUCCACUACGAGCUUUCGGAGGAGGAGAAGUUCUACCGUAACACCCUGACCAGGAUGCCAGAUGGUCCUGCAGCUUUGGAGGAAGCCUACAACGCAGUGGAGGACAUUGUUGGUGAGGUGGAGCAGUACGUAAAGGUGUGGCUGCAGUACCAGUGCUUGUGGGAUAUGCAAGCAGAAAACAUCUACAACCGCCUCGGUGAAGACCUCACCAAGUGGCAGGCCCUCCUGGUCCAGAUCCGUAAAGCCCGUGGAACCUUCGACAACGCUGAGACUCGCAAAGAGUUUGGACCUGUGGUCAUCGACUACGGCAAGGUCCAGUCGAAGGUGAACUUGAAAUACGACUCGUGGCACAAAGAGGUCCUGAGCAAGUUUGGUCAGAUGCUCGGCCAGAACAUGCAGGACUUCCACGCCCAGAUCUCCAAGUCCCGUCAAGACCUUGAGCAGCAUUCUGUGGAUACGGCUAGCACCUCAGACGCUGUUGAGUUCAUAACGUAUGUCCAGACCCUAAAGCGCAAAAUCAAACAGUUUGAGAAAAACGUGGAAUUGUUCCGUAACGGACAGCGUUUGCUGGAGAAGCAGAGGUUCCAGUUCCCUCCGUCCUGGCUCUACAUUGACAACAUCGAAGGUGAAUGGGGUGCGUUCAGUGACAUCAUGAAGCGCAAAGACACGGCAAUCCAGCAACAAGUGGCCAACCUUCAGAUGAAGAUCGUCCAAGAGGACAAAGCCGUGGAGAACCGCACCACAGACUUGCUCAACGACUGGGAGAAGACCAAACCUGUUGCUGGCAACCUGCGUCCAGAAGAGGCUCUUCAGUCUCUGACCAUCUAUGAGGGCAACUUUAGCCGUCUGAAGGUUGAAAGAGAGAAGUGUGCUCGAGCCAAAGAGGCCUUGGAGCUCACCGACACCGGUCUGCUGAGUGGGAGUGAAGAGCGGGUGCAGGUGGCCCUGGAGGAGCUGCAUGACCUGAAGGAGGUUUGGUCUGAGUUGUCCAAGGUGUGGGAGCAAAUCGACCAGAUGAAAGAGCAGCCGUGGGUUUCUGUUCAGCCUCGCAAGCUUCGUCAAAGUCUGGAUGCUCUUCUAAACCAACUCAAGAACUUCCAAGCACGACUGAGACAAUAUGCUUCUUAUGAGUACGUCCAGAGGCUGCUUAAAGGAUACCUAAAGGUCAAUAUGUUGGUGAUCGAGCUUAAAUCCGAGGCGCUGAAAGAUCGCCACUGGAAGCAGCUGAUGAAGCGCCUGCAUGUGAACUGGGUCCUUUCGGAGCUGACCCUGGGUCAGAUCUGGGACGUCGACCUGCAGAAGAACGAGAUGGUGGUGAAGGAUGUUCUCCUGGUGGCUCAGGGAGAGAUGGCUCUGGAGGAGUUCCUUAAACAGAUCCGUGAGGUGUGGAACUCCUACGAGCUCGACCUGGUGAACUACCAGAACAAGUGCCGUCUGAUCAGAGGCUGGGACGACCUCUUCAACAAAGUCAAGGAGCACAUCAACAGCGUGUCUGCCAUGAAGCUGUCGCCUUACUACAAGGUUUUUGAGGAAGAUGCUCUGAGUUGGGAAGACAAACUCAAUCGCAUCAUGGCUCUGUUUGACGUUUGGAUUGACGUCCAGCGCCGCUGGGUCUACCUGGAAGGCAUCUUUACGGGCAGCGCCGACAUCAAGCAUCUGCUGCCUGUAGAAACCCAGAGAUUCCAGAGCAUCAGCACCGAGUUCUUGGCUCUGAUGAAAAAGGUGACCAAGUCUCCUUUGGUGAUGGAUGUGCUGAACAUUCAGGGAGUGCAGAGAUCCCUGGAGCGACUGGCUGACCUGCUGGGAAAAAUCCAGAAAGCUCUUGGAGAAUAUCUGGAGAGGGAGAGGUCUUCUUUCCCGAGGUUCUACUUUGUCGGAGACGAAGACUUGCUGGAGAUCAUCGGCAACAGCAAGAACGUGGCCAAACUUCAGAAGCACUUCAAGAAGAUGUUCGCUGGCGUCUCCAGCAUCUUGCUGAACGAGGACAACACGGAGGUGCUGGGAAUCUCCUCGCGGGAGGGAGAGGAAGUGGUCUACAAGACGCCGGUCUCCAUCACGCAGCACCCCAAGAUCAAUGAGUGGCUCACUCUGGUGGAGAAGGAGAUGAGAGUGACGCUGGCCAAGCUGCUCGCCGAGUCGGUCACGGAGGUCACGGCCUUCAAUAAGGGCACGGCCAUCGACCUGAGCCAGUACAUCGACUGGAUCGAUCGCUACCAGGCCCAGCUGGUGGUCCUGUCCACUCAGAUAGCCUGGUCUGAGAACAUCGAGUCAGCCCUGACCACCGUCUCUGGCGGUGGAGACAUGGCACCCAUGCAAGGCGUGCUGUCGAACGUGGAAGCCACUCUGAAUGUGUUGGCUGACACCGUGCUGAUGGAGCAGCCUCCGCUCCGCAGGAGGAAACUGGAACAUCUGAUCACAGAGUUGGUGCACCAGCGCGACGUGACCAGAACUCUGAUCAAGAACAAGAUCGACAACCCCAAGUCCUUCGAGUGGCUCAGUCAGAUGCGCUUCUACUUCGACCCCAAGCAGACGGACGUCCUGCAGCAGCUGUCCAUUCAGAUGGCCAACGCCAAGUUCAACUACGGCUUUGAAUAUUUGGGUGUUCAGGACAAGCUCGUGCAGACCCCGCUAACAGAUCGCUGCUACUUGACCAUGACUCAAGCUCUGGAAGCUCGGCUCGGUGGAUCACCGUUCGGUCCCGCUGGAACAGGAAAGACUGAGUCAGUCAAAGCCCUCGGUCACCAGCUUGGACGCUUUGUCUUGGUCUUCAACUGUGAUGAAACCUUUGACUUCCAGGCUAUGGGUCGUAUCUUCGUGGGUCUGUGCCAGGUGGGAGCCUGGGGCUGCUUUGACGAGUUCAAUCGUCUGGAGGAGAGAAUGCUGUCUGCCGUUUCCCAGCAGGUCCAGUACAUCCAGGUGGCCUUGAGGGAGCACAGCAACCCCAACAGAGACAGGAGUGUUCCUGUCACUACUGAGCUCCUGAACAAGCAGGUGAAGGUGAGCCCAGACAUGGCCAUCUUCAUCACCAUGAACCCUGGCUACGCCGGCCGUUCCAACCUCCCCGACAACCUGAAGAAGCUGUUCCGAAGCUUGGCCAUGACGAAGCCCGAUCGCCAACUCAUCGCACAGGUCAUGCUCUACUCGCAGGGCUUCCGAACAGCUGAGAUUCUCGCCAAGAAGAUCGUCCCCUUCUUCAAAUUGUGUGACGAGCAGCUGUCCUCCCAAAGCCAUUAUGAUUUUGGUCUUCGAGCCCUCAAGAGCGUGCUGAUCAGCGCUGGGAACGUGAAGCGCGAGCGCAUCCAGAAAAUCAAAAGGGAGAAGAUGGAGCGUGGAGAGGAUGUGGAUGAGAAUGAGAUAGCCGAGAACCUUCCUGAACAGGAGAUACUGAUCCAGAGUGUGUGUGAGACCAUGGUCCCCAAGCUGGUGGCUGAGGACAUCCCUCUGCUGUUCAGCCUGCUGUCUGAUGUCUUCCCCGGCGUUCAGUACAUGCGUGGAGAGAUGACGGCUCUGAGGGAGGAGCUCAAGAAGGUCUGCUCAGAGAUGUACCUCACCUACGGAGAUGGCGAUGAUGUAGGCAGCGCGUGGGUGGAGAAGGUUCUCCAGCUGUAUCAGAUCACACAGAUCAACCACGGUCUGAUGAUGGUGGGUCCCUCUGGCAGUGGCAAGACCAUGGCGUGGAGAGUGCUGCUGAAGGCCCUGGAGAGGCUGGAGGGGGUCGAGGGCGUGGCCCACAUCAUUGACCCCAAGGCCAUCAGCAAAGACCACCUCUACGGAACGCUCGACCCCAACACUCGCGAGUGGACUGACGGCUUGUUCACCCACAUCCUCAGGAAGAUCAUUGACAAUGUUAGAGGAGAACUGCAGAAGCGUCAGUGGAUCAUUUUUGAUGGCGACGUCGACCCGGAGUGGGUCGAGAACCUGAACUCCGUUCUGGAUGACAACAAGCUGCUCACCCUGCCGAACGGCGAGCGUCUCAGCCUACCGCCAAACGUGCGUGUGAUGUUUGAAGUGCAGGACCUGAAAUAUGCGACUCUCGCCACCGUGUCUCGCUGCGGCAUGGUCUGGUUCAGCGAGGAUGUCCUCAGCACUGAUAUGAUCUUCAACAACUUCCUGUACCGCCUUCGCAGCAUCCCGUUGGACGAGGGAGAGGAUGAGGCUCAGCGCAACAGAAAAGGCACGGAGGAUGAGGAGGAGACCGCUUCACCAAUGCUGCAGAUCCAAAGAGACUCUGCAGCGAUCCUGCAGCCGUACUUCACCUCCACGGGCCUGGUGAUCAAGGCCUUGGAGCACGCCUCCAAGAUGGAGCACAUCAUGGACUUCACCCGCCUGCGCUGUCUGGGCUCACUGUUCUCCAUGCUGCAUCAAGCCUGUCGUAACGUCGCUUUGUACAACAACAACCACCCAGAUUUCCCCAUGCCCAUCGACCAGCUGGAGAGAUACAUGCAGAGGUAUUUGAUCUACGCCGUGCUCUGGUCGUUCUCUGGUGAUGGAAGGUUGAAGAUGAGGGCUGAACUCGGUGAAUACAUCCGUCGUAUCACCACGGUGCCCCUCCCCACGACUCCUAAUGUUCCUAUUAUUGACUAUGAGGUUUGCAUCUCUGGUGAGUGGCAGUCUUGGCAGGGUAAAGUGCCUCAGAUUGAGGUGGAAACCCACAAGGUGGCAUCUCCAGAUGUUGUCGUUCCUACUCUGGACACGGUUCGCCACGAGGCUCUGCUUUACACGUGGCUAGCCGAGCACAAACCAUUGGUACUGUGUGGACCUCCUGGUUCUGGAAAGACCAUGACCCUGUUCAGCGCUCUCCGGGCUCUGCCUGACAUGGAGGUUGUUGGUUUGAACUUCUCCAGCGCUACCACCCCUGAACUCCUGCUGAAGACCUUUGAUCACUACUGCGAGUACCGCCGCACCCCCAACGGUGUGGUCCUGGCCCCGGUUCAGCUGGGCAAGUGGUUGGUCUUGUUCUGUGAUGAGAUCAACCUGCCAGACAUGGAUAAGUACGGCACUCAGAGAGUCAUCUCUUUCCUCAGACAGAUGGUGGAACACGGAGGCUUUUAUCGCACUUCAGACCAGACGUGGGUGAAACUGGAGAGGAUUCAGUUUGUUGGAGCCUGUAAUCCUCCCACUGAUCCUGGCAGGAAGCCCCUCACACAUCGGUUCCUGCGUCAUGUGCCUGUGGUCUACGUCGACUACCCCGGCCCGGCUUCCCUCACCCAGAUCUACGGGACCUUUAACCGUGCUAUGCUGCGUCUCAUCCCGUUACUACGAACGUACGCUGAGCCUCUUACAGCUGCCAUGGUGGAGUUCUACACCAUGUCUCAGGAGCGGUUCACCCAGGACAUCCAGCCUCAUUACAUCUACUCUCCCAGAGAGAUGACCCGCUGGGUCAGGGGCAUCUUCGAGGCUCUGCGCCCCCUAGAGACGCUGCCCGUGGAAGGGCUCAUCCGCAUCUGGGCGCACGAAGCUCUCCGUCUCUUCCAGGAUCGGCUUGUAGGUGACGAUGAGAGGAGGUGGACGGAUGAAAACAUCGACGUAGUUGCUCUUAAACAUUUCCCCAACAUUGAUAAGGAGAAGGCUUUGAACAGGCCGAUCCUCUACAGCAACUGGCUCUCUAAGGACUACAUCCCAGUGGAACAGGAGGAGCUGAGGGACUACGUGAAGGCCCGUCUCAAGGUCUUCUAUGAAGAGGAGCUGGAUGUUCCUUUGGUCCUCUUCAAUGAAGUGCUGGACCACGUCCUCCGAAUUGAUCGAAUCUUCCGUCAGCCUCAGGGUCAUCUGCUGUUGAUCGGUGUGAGCGGAGCAGGAAAGACCACGCUCUCUCGCUUUGUGGCCUGGAUGAAUGGAUUAAGUGUCUACCAGAUCAAAGUGCACAGGAAAUACACGGGUGAGGACUUUGAUGAAGACUUGCGUACAGUUCUGCGUCGCUCAGGUUGUAAGAAUGAGAAAAUAGCCUUCAUCAUGGACGAGUCCAACGUGCUAGACUCAGGAUUCCUGGAGAGGAUGAAUACUCUGCUGGCCAACGGAGAGGUGCCUGGCCUGUUUGAGGGAGAUGAAUACGCCACCCUGAUGACUCAGUGCAAGGAGGGAGCACAGAAGGAGGGGCUGAUGCUCGACACGCAUGAAGAGCUCUACAAGUGGUUCACCAGCCAGGUCAUCAGAAACCUCCACGUAGUUUUCACCAUGAAUCCCUCAUCAGAAGGUCUGAAGGACAGAGCUGCCACAUCCCCCGCCCUCUUCAACAGGUGUGUGUUGAAUUGGUUUGGAGACUGGUCAACAGAGGCACUUUAUCAGGUGGGCAAGGAAUUCACCAGCAAGAUGGAUCUGGAGAAGCCCAACUACAAGGUGCCGGACUACAUGCCCAUCGUCUACGACAAGCUUCCCCAGCCGCCCUCUCACCGCGAGGCGAUCGUCAACGGCUGCGUGUUCGUGCAUCAGACUCUCCACCAGGCAAAUAGCCGUCUAGCCAAGCGUGGUGGUCACACCAUGGCCAUUACUCCUCGCCACUACCUGGACUUCAUCAACCAGUAUGCCAACCUGUUUAAUGAGAAACGCAGCGAGUUGGAGGAGCAGCAGAUGCACCUGAACGUUGGUCUCCGUAAGAUCAAGGAAACUGUCGACCAGGUGGAGGAGCUUCGUCGUGAUCUAAGGAUCAAGAGUCAGGAGCUGGAGGCCAAGAACGCUGCUGCCAACGACAAGCUGAAGAAGAUGGUCAAAGAUCAGCAGGAAGCCGAGAAGAAAAAGGUGAUGAGUCAGGAGAUCCAGGAAGCUGUCUACAAGCAGCAGGAGGUGAUCAAAGACAAACAGCUGAGCGUCAAACAAGACCUGGACCAGGUGGAGCCCGCUGUGAUCGAGGCUCAGAAUGCCGUUAAGUCUAUUAAGAAGCAGCACCUGGUGGAGGUGCGCUCCAUGGCUAACCCGCCCGCGGCCGUGAAGUUGGCCCUGGAGUCCAUCUGCUUGCUCCUCGGGGAGAGCACCACUGACUGGAAGCAGAUCCGCUCCAUCAUCAUGAGGGAGAACUUCAUCCCUACAAUUGUUAACUUCUCUGCUGAGGAGAUCAGUGACUCGAUUCGUGAGAAGAUGAAGAAGAACUACCUCUCCAACCCGAGCUACAACUACGACCAGGUCAACAGGGCUUCCCUGGCCUGUGGGCCGAUGGUGAAGUGGGCCAUCGCUCAGCUGAAUUAUGCCGACAUGCUGAAGCGCGUGGAGCCGUUGCGGAAUGAGCUGCAGAAACUGGAGGACGAUGCAAAGGACAACAAGACGAAGGCGGAGGAGGUGGAGCAGAUGAUCAGAGACCUGGAGGCUAGCAUCGCUCGCUACAAGGAAGAAUAUGCUGUCCUCAUCUCAGAGGCUCAGGCCAUCAAGGCUGAUCUGGCUGCAGUCGAGGCGAAGGUGAAUCGCAGCACAGCGCUGCUGAAGAGCCUGUCCGCUGAGCGAGAGCGCUGGGAGAAGACCAGCGAGACCUUCAAGAACCAAAUGUCCACCAUCGCUGGAGACUGCCUCCUCUCCGCUGCCUUUAUUACUUACGCUGGUUACUUUGAUCAGCAGAUGAGACAGAACCUGUUCACUACUUGGUCUCAUCACCUGCAGCAGGCCAACAUUCAGUUCCGUACGGACAUCGCCAGAACAGAAUACCUCUCCAACGCUGAUGAGAGACUCCGCUGGCAAGCCAACUCCCUCCCAGCAGACGACCUUUGUACCGAAAACGCCAUCAUGCUCAAGCGCUUCAACCGCUAUCCGCUCAUCAUCGAUCCAUCCGGCCAAGCCACAGAGUUCAUAAUGAACGAGUACAAGGACCGCAAGAUCACCAGAACCAGCUUCCUGGAUGACGCCUUCAGGAAGAACCUGGAGAGCGCGCUGCGUUUUGGAAAUCCGCUCUUGGUCCAGGAUGUGGAAAGCUACGACCCCAUCCUAAACCCGGUGCUGAACAGAGAGGUGCGAAGAACUGGGGGACGUGUCCUCAUCACCCUGGGGGACCAGGACAUCGAUCUGUCACCGUCGUUUGUGAUCUUCCUCUCCACACGAGACCCAACGGUCGAGUUCCCACCAGACUUGUGCUCUCGUGUUACGUUUGUCAACUUCACCGUGACGCGCAGCAGCCUCCAGAGUCAGUGUCUGAAUGAGGUCCUAAAGGCUGAGAGACCUGACGUGGACGAGAAACGCUCUGAUCUUCUGAAACUGCAGGGUGAGUUCCAGCUGCGUCUUCGCCAGCUGGAGAAAUCCCUCCUGCAGGCCCUCAACGAGGUCAAGGGUCGCAUCCUGGAUGACGACACAAUCAUCACCACACUGGAGAACCUGAAAAAGGAGGCCGCGGAGGUGACCAGGAAGGUGGAGGAGACGGAUAUCGUCAUGGCUGAGGUGGAGGCGGUGUCGCAGCAAUACCUGUCUCUGUCCUCCGCCUGCAGCAGCAUCUACUUCACCAUGGAGGCUCUCAACCAGAUGCACUUCCUGUAUCAGUACUCUCUCCACUUCUUCCUGGAUACGUACCACACGGUGCUGUACGAGAACGCCAACCUCAAGAGCAUCAGCGACCACUCUCAGAGGCUCGCUCUCAUCACUAAGGACCUCUUCCAGGUGGUGUUCAACCGAGUCGCUAGAGGCAUGCUGCACCAGGACCACAUUACGUUUGCCAUGCUGUUGGCUAAGAUCAGCCUAAAGGGCAUCACGAGUGAACCGUCAUACGACGCAGAAUUCCAGCACUUCCUGCGUGGGAAGGAGAUUGUGCUGACGGGUACGGCUCUGCCCAAAAUCAAAGGUCUGACCAGCGAUCAGUGUGAGGCCAUGGUCCGACUCAGCCACCUCCCAGCAUUCAAGGACUUGGUGGAGAAGGUGGAGGCUGAUGAGCAAUUCUUCAUGUGGAUUGAGAGCAACACUCCUGACCUGGCCGUUCCUUAUCUGUGGUCGGAGGAGAAGCAGUCAACCUCCAUCGGUCAGGCGGUGCACCAGCUGCUGCUAAUCCAGGCCUUCCGCCCUGACCGCCUGCUGGCCAUGUCCCACAUUGUUGUCUCCAAGGUGCUGGGAGAGUCCUUCAUGAACAUCAUCGAGCAACCCCUUGACCUGGCUAACAUAGUAGACAGUGAGGUGAAGCCCAGCACUCCGGUGCUGAUGUGCUCCGUACCCGGUUAUGAUGCUAGCGGGCUUGUCCGGGAUCUGGCUGCAGAGCAGAACAAGCAGAUCACCUCCGUUUCUAUUGGUUCAGCUGAAGGUUUCAAUAAGGCUGACCGAGACAUCAACACUGCUGUCAAGUCUGGCAGAUGGGUGAUGCUGGAGAACGUCCACCUUGCUCCUGGCUGGCUGAUGCAGCUGGAGAAGAAGCUUCACUCCAUGCAGCCUCAUGCUAGCUUCAGGCUCUUCCUCACAAUGGAGAUCAACCCGAAGGUUCCGGUCAACCUGCUGCGUGCAGGUCGGAUCUUUGUGUUCGAGCCUCCUCCUGGGGUCAAGGCGAACAUGCUCAGAACCUUCAGCAGCAUACCUGUGGCUCGCAUGUGCAAGGCUCCCAAUGAGCGUGCACGUCUCUACUUCCUCCUGGCCUGGUUCCACGCCGUCAUCCAGGAGCGCCUGCGUUACGCUCCACUCGGCUGGUCCAAAAAAUACGAGUUUGGGGAGUCUGACCUUCGCUCUGCUUGUGACACCAUUGACACCUGGCUGGACGACACUGCUAAGGGUCGCCAGAACAUCGCCCCAGAUAAGAUCCCCUGGGCGGCUCUGAAGACCCUCAUGGCCCAGUCCAUCUACGGUGGUCGCAUCGAUAACGAGUUUGACCAGCGGCUGCUCAUCACCUUCCUGGAGCGGAUCUUCACCAAGGGAAGCUUCGACAGCGAGUUCAAGCUGGCGCUCAAGGUUGACGGCCAGAAGGACAUCAAGAUGCCUGAUGGGAUCCGACGUGAGGAGUUCAUGCACUGGGUAGAGAUGCUUCCUGACACUCAGACUCCAUCUUGGCUGGGGUUGCCAAGCAAUGCAGAGAAGGUGUUGCUCACCACUCAGGGCACUGACAUGAUGGGUAAGAUGUUGAAAAUGCAGAUGUUGGAGGAUGAGGAUGACCUUGCCUAUGAGACGGAGAAAAAGGAGCGCACGUCGUCCACGUCUGACACUCAGCCCGCCUGGAUGAGGACCCUCCACACCACGGCGUCCAACUGGCUUCAGCUCAUGCCUCAAAUGGUCAAUCCGCUCAAACGCACGGUGGAGAACAUCAAGGACCCACUGUUCCGCUUCUUCGAGCGUGAGGUGAAGAUGGGAGGCACGAUGCUCCAGGAGGUCCGGCAGAACCUUUCUGAUGUGGUGCACGUGUGUGAGGGCAAAAAGAAGCAGACCAACUACUUGCGCACGCUCAUCAGCGACCUCGUUAAAGGAAUCCUCCCACGCAGCUGGUGCCGGUACACCGUCCCAGCCUCCAUGACUGUGAUCCAGUGGGUGUCGGACUUCAGUGAGAGGAUCAAACAGCUGCAGCAGAUCUCCCAGGCGGCUGCAAGCGGUGGUGCAAAGGAGCUGAAGAACGUCCACGUGUGCUUGGGCAGCCUGUUUGUCCCAGAGGCUUACAUUACCGCCACCCGCCAGUAUGUGGCGCAAGCCAACAGCUGGUCGCUGGAGGAGCUGUGUCUGGAGGUCAAUGUUACCACCGCCCAGGGCGCGGCGCUGGACGCCUGCAGCUUUGGCAUCAAAGGUCUGAAGCUGCAGGGAGCCACGUGUGCCAACAACAAGCUGUCUCUGUCCACGACCAUCUCCACGGAGCUGCCUCUGACUCAGCUCCGCUGGGUGAAGCAAAGUAACGCCGAAAAGAGACACGUGGUCACUCUUCCCGUGUACCUGAACUUCACCAGGUCAGACCUCAUUUUCACGGUCGACUUCGACAUCGCCACCAAGGAAGAUCCUCACAGCUUCUACGAGCGUGGAGUUGCUGUGCUGUGCACAGAAUAAAUAACUUAUUCCUGCAGAAGAAGAAAAAAGCAAGCUUCUUAAUCACUUUCUGUCGUUAUCCAUCACUAAUAGUCGUAGCUUAUUGCAUCCCUAUGUUUACCUUUUUGUCAAUCAGUCGUAGAGUUUUUGGAACAUGUUUCUGAAGGUUUAUGAGAAAGUUGCCAGAUGUUGAAAGGAAAUGAUGUAAUGUGGAAAAGGAAGGUUGAAAGGGAAGUGUUUUAAAGAAAGGAGCCUUUUAGAUUGAGUAAAAGCAGGUAGAGGAAGUCGCAUUCCUUCAGUGGGAUUUUUAACUAUGGAAACAAAGUGUCAUUAAAAGAAAUUUGACUGCAUCAAA